AUGCAGGCGCUGGCUCUGCGGCCCGGGGCCCCACCGGUGAUCAGGUUAACCGGGAUCAGGCCGCCGCAGCCCUAUAACAGCGAUGCCUUGCAGCAAGUAGGGUGGAAAUUGGUGCGGCUAGCUGAAACGAUAGGCGUGGAGUUCGAAUUCCGUGGAUUUGUGACAAAUUCGCUGGCCGAUCUCGAUGUGGCGAUGCUGGAAAUUAGGGCAGGCGAUGAUGAGGAGACGGUGGGUGUGAAUUCCAUUUUCAAGCUGCAUCAGCUGCUAGCCCAGCCCAGUGCGGUUGAGAAGGUUCUAAAUUCGACCAAGGCAAUGCGGCCGAAGAUCGUGACGGUGGUGGAGCAAGAGGCGAACCACACUGAAGUGGUCUUGUCCUCUGUCUCGACUCUAAUGUCGAAUGACUAG
Messenger RNA from Salvia splendens (bonfire salvia), 405 nucleotides. Its product is annotated as DELLA protein GAI-like. The coding region runs from base 1 to 405 and encodes 134 amino acids. The record is from RefSeq and is a predicted model, not a curated record. The transcript has a single exon. NCBI's taxonomy places the organism in Eukaryota, Viridiplantae, Streptophyta, Magnoliopsida, Lamiales, Lamiaceae.